Messenger RNA from Hevea brasiliensis (rubber tree), 2519 nucleotides. RefSeq names its product ABC transporter G family member 9. The record is from RefSeq and is a predicted model, not a curated record. NCBI's taxonomy places the organism in Eukaryota, Viridiplantae, Streptophyta, Magnoliopsida, Malpighiales, Euphorbiaceae. The transcript has 4 exons. Bases 387 to 2264 code for a protein of 625 amino acids. Gene Ontology annotation, molecular function: ATP hydrolysis activity; ABC-type transporter activity; ATP binding. Gene Ontology annotation, cellular component: membrane.
GGAGAGAUAGAAGCUGCGGACAAGGAGAUGAAGCAAACAAGAGAAUGGAAGCCAACCCAUUAAUAGAGCCGUGAAUAGUUCAACUUAUUACCCGGCCAAUAUCCACCAUCUCUCAUCUCUCUCGCAUGAACCACUCCUAGCCCUCUUUCUCUCUUCUUUGCAUCCCAUUUUUUAUAUGCAUACGAUCCACGCACACCUGCAUUGUUAUACAUUACUGCUCAUAAAGAAUCACCCACUAUUAAUCUAAAGAAAGGAAGGAGUUUUCAAUACUGAUAUAUACUAUAUAUUUAUAUAUACAUACAUACAUCUUUUCAUAUUCUCUUUCGAUCUUCCAGUUUUACAGGAGCAAAAGAGAAGUAAAGUUGGUAUUUUUAAGAACAGCAUAGAUGGAUCAAGAGAUGGCAGAUAUUGAAGCACAAGCUAGUAAUGAAGAGCCUGAAGCAGAAGCAGCCGCCAUCUUAAAGAAAGCUAAUCGUCCUGUUACUUUGAAGUUUGCGGAUGUGGUCUACAAGGUUUCACUGAGUAAAAGAGGCUCAUGUCACAAGGGCACAAAACUUGAAGAAAAAUUGAUAUUAAAGGGAAUCACAGGCAUUGUUCUGCCAGGUGAAAUGCUAGCCAUGUUAGGACCUUCUGGGAGUGGCAAAACAACGCUGUUGACUGCCUUAGGAGGCAAACUUGGUGGAAAACUUAGCGGAGCAAUAACCUACAAUGACAGGCCCUUCUCUAAUGCAAUCAAGCGAAACACAGGAUUCGUUAGUCAAGAUGAUGUUCUCUACCCUCACUUGACUGUCACUGAAACAUUAGUCUUCACUGCCCUUCUUAGAUUACCUAAUAGUCUAACAAAAGAAGAGAAAACCACGCACGCAGAGGCUGUGAUUACUCAACUUGGUUUAACCAAGUGCAAGAAUAGCAUAAUAGGAGGAUCAUUCUUGAGAGGGGUUUCAGGAGGUGAGCGAAAAAGGGUUAGUAUAGGACAAGAAAUGCUUAUAAACCCAAGCCUUCUGUUCUUGGAUGAACCAACUUCGGGUCUUGAUUCUACGACAGCUCAAAGGAUUGUGUCCACAGUGUGGGAGCAAGCCAAAGGAGGAAGAACGAUUGUGAUGACUAUACACCAGCCUUCAAGUAGGCUUUUUUACAUGUUUGAUAAGGUUCUACUGUUAUCAGACGGGAAUCCUUUGUACUUUGGGAAAGGAUCAGAAGUUAUGGAUUACUUUUCUAACGUCGGAUAUACGCCUUCAGUUGCCAUGAACCCUUCGGAUUUCAUUUUGGAUCUUGCAAAUGGCGUAUCAUCAUAUACCGAUUUUUGUGACAACCAAACCAUAGUCAAGCAGUCUCUAGUUUCUGCCUAUAAGAGCAAUCUUGCAGACAAAUUGAAGGCAGAGGUUCAAAACAUUGACAAUCACCUUCAAGAUGGAGUAAAUGAUAAGCAGUUCGCACAGUGGGCCACAACUUGGUGGCAACAAUUUGCAGUGCUGUUUAGAAGAGGAGUGAAAGAAAGGAAGCAUGAGUCCUUUUCUGGUCUCAAGAUUGGACAGAUCUUAGUAGUAGCAUUGCUUGCAGGUUUACUAUGGUGGCAAUCUGAUGCCUCACACUUGCAAGAUCAAAUUGGGCUCCUCUUCUUUUACUCUGGGUUCUGGGGUUUCUUCCCUCUAUUUCAAGCCAUCUUCACCUUUCCUCAAGAACGCAGGAUGCUUGAAAAAGAGCGAUCUUCAGGAAUGUAUAGGCUUUCAUCAUAUUUCAUGUCAAGGAUGGUUAGUGACCUUCCAAUGGAGCUUGUCCUUCCUACUAUUUUCGUUACCAUAACCUACUGGAUGGCAGGGCUUAAAAGCACAGCUGAAAACUUCUUGCGCACCUUAUUUGUUCUCUUAUUUAAUGUCCUAGCAGCCCAAGGCCUAGGUCUGGCUCUUGGUGCAAUGGUGAUGGACCAAAAAUCUGCAACUACACUAGGAUCAGUGAUCAUGCUAUCCUUCCUACUAGCUGGUGGGUACUAUGUUCAACAUGUUCCUGUCUUCAUUCGAUGGAUUAAGUACAUCUCCAUUAGCCACCACGCGUACAAACUCUUGCUGGGAUCUCAGUACAAGGCUAGUGACACAUAUCCAUGUGGUACUAGUGGGGGUGUUUGCUUAGUUGGGGAUUAUCCUGCAAUAAAGGAAGUGGGGCUUGAUAAGCAAGUUCUUUCAGCUGUUGCAAUGGGGAUUAUGCUUGUAGGUUACAGGCUAAUUGCUUAUCUUGCUCUUAUGCGGGUUGGAGUGACUGGAAAGUAGUGUGCAUUAAACUAAUUAACUCUGCAUUCUGGGUCUCUAUCGCUAGUUUCAAUAAGUAACCCACGCAUUUCAGAAUUCAAAAACCUUGUAUUCUUAGACCCAGAGCCAAUAUGCCCAAGCCGGAGCCCUUUGAGAGUCUCGGUCCAAAUUACUAGAAUUGAUUUGUUCUCACUUUAUUUGUUAUUUUAAAAAAAUUAAGAAAAUAUUAAUUAUUUUUUUUCAAAUUUAUCCUUAUUUAUUGAUAUUUUUAAUGUA